This is a messenger RNA of Bufo gargarizans (Asiatic toad), 5975 nucleotides long. Its product is annotated as apoptosis-stimulating of p53 protein 1-like. Gene Ontology annotation, cellular component: nucleus. The record is from RefSeq and is a predicted model, not a curated record. Gene Ontology annotation, biological process: regulation of apoptotic process. Gene Ontology annotation, molecular function: p53 binding. NCBI's taxonomy places the organism in Eukaryota, Metazoa, Chordata, Amphibia, Anura, Bufonidae.
CCAUGGGUGCACAUUGUACACUAGAUCUCUCCUAGCGCUCGUUUCCCUAAUUAGGCGAAGCCUAAUCCCCCCUGUAUCAUCGAGCUGUCACAUCCCUGGCCUGCGUUGUGUCCUCAUUGCUCCUUAUCAGCGCUCAUAGGCACUCCAUCCUCCACAUACCAGCGGCAGCCUGAGAGCUCGCCGCAUUGAGAUCCGGGGCUCAUCGCUUCCCCCCCUAAAUGAUCCAGUUUAUCGGCGGACGUCCCCAUGAAGAAUCUGUUCACCAUGAUCCUGCAGAGCCUCAUCAAUAAACCGAAGGAGAAGCCGCUAUCACGGGAAAAGACCGGAGCCAAAUCUUCCAAAAAGAAGGACAAGGUGAUCCUGAAGAAGGAGACUAUAUUAACAGUGUUUCUUAGCAACAAUGAACAAAUAUUAACUGAAGUCCCAAUAACUCCCGAGACAACAUGCCGGGACGUGGUGGAGUUCUGCAAGGAGCCUGGAGAAGGAGCGUGCCACCUGGCAGAAGUGUGGCGCGGGAACGAACGACCAUUGCCCCUUGAUCACCUGAUGUUCGAGCACUUGCAAAAAUGGGGUCCUCGAAGGGAGGAGGUGAAGUUCUUUCUACGUCAUGAGGAAUUUCCCAUGGACAGUAACGAGCAGGCUUCUCGUCAGGCUCCCAACCAGAGGAACGGGCUCACCGGAGAGAAGCGUCUCGAAAACGGGGUGGGCAACCCAAGAGUGGAGCUGACGCUUUCAGAACUGCAGGAUAUGGCCUCUCGUCAACAGCAGCAGAUCGAGAACCAGCAACAGAUGUUGGUGGCAAAGGAACAGCGCUUGCGUUAUCUCAAGCAACAGGAGCGUCGUCAGCUGCAGACGGUCUCCGAAACGGAAAAACUUCAGAAGCUAAAAGAGCGAGUGGAGACCCAGGAAAAUAAACUCAAGAAGAUCCGGGCCAUGAGAGGCCAAGUGGACUACAGCAAAGUCAUGAAUGGAAACUUGUCUACAGAAAUCGAGCACAUCAGUGACGUGUUUCAGGAGAAGCAGCAGGAGCUGCAGUCGGCUGUGCUGAAGGUGGAGCAGCUGACACAGCAGCUGGAGGACCUGCGGAAAGGAAAGUUAAAUGGUUUCCAGGCUUAUGGACAAAUGACAGGUCCUGCCGCACUGGAGCUGAAGAAGCUUUAUCAAGAGCUGCAGAUCCGAAAUCGUCUCAACCAGGAGCAGAACUCGAAGCUCCAGCAGCAGAAGGAGCUGCUUAACAAGCGCAACAUGGAGGUGGCCAUUAUGGACAAGAGGAUCAACGAACUGCGUGAGCGCCUGUACAAGAAAAAAGUUGAGCUGAAUCGCAUCAAUGGCGGGCCAUCCCCUCAGUCCACGUUAUCAGCGUCCGGGCGAGUAGCAGCGGUGGGCCCUUAUAUCCAAAUCCCAAGCACAGUGAACUAUCCGCUGCCUGCCGAUCCAGUCAAACCCCAGUCUCUGUCACUUGCUGCUAGUGGGACACAGCCGCGCUCCAAGUCUGGUAACGAUGCAAACUGGCCGACGCUGAAACAAAGCACAAUGACCAUUGUGAAGACUCCUUCGCUCAGCUCCUCAGACUGGAACGAGUCAAGUAUGGAGCCCGGCUUCAAGACCGCACCUAUAUCCAGCCAGCCCUUACCCUCCGCCGCUGUAGGACCCACCGAGAAGUUGUCUGGCGAUGCUGGGAAGUUGCCAUCUCCAAUGCUUGGGUUGAGCAAGUCUCUGCCACAUAAUUACGGCAUGUACCCGGGUCAACUUCCAUUGAGUGCUACGAAUUCUUUGGAAAGGAGGAAGGAUGGAAGUCUGCCAAGACCUGGGUCUGGAUCCACCACCCGCCCACGGCCCCUUCCACUACCAACGACGAGCAACGUCCACCCUCCGGGUUCCUCACAGCAGAUACAACAGAGAAUCUCUGUGCCCCCGAGCCCUACCUACCCGCCAUCCUCUUCCCCUAUGUUUCCUGGAACAGACACUAGACCGGACCCUCCUCUAACUGUGGCCAUACGACCUUUCUUGGCAGAAAAAGGCGCAAGGCCUCAGUCCCCAAGAAAAGGGCCACAGACAGUGAACUCCAGCUCUAUUUAUUCUAUGUAUCUUCAACAAUCAACUCCACCAAAGAACUAUCAACAGGCGGUAUACAACACCCUGAACAAAUCUGUCAAAGCAGUAUAUGGGAAACCAGUUGUCCAGUCCAGUUCAUCCAACUCUUCACCCCUUCCGUUCCUUCAUUCUGGACCUCCUCCUAAUGCUGAGAAAGAGGGAGAGACUGUUCCUCCUUCAGCUGAAAAUACUGGUGUGGAGAACAUACAGCGUCCAUUGAGCCCCACCAAACUGACCCCAAUAGUGCAUUCACCUAUGAGAUAUCAAAGUGAUGCAGACUUAGAAGCCCUUAGGAGAAAGCUUGCCAAUGCACCAAGGCCUCUGAAGAAACGGAGUUCUAUAACUGAGCCAGAAGGUCCCAGCGGACCCAACAUACAAAAACUACUUUAUCAGCGGUUCAAUACUCUGGCUGGAGGAAUAGAGGCUGCACCUUUCUACCAACAGUGCAACUCGCAGGACUUUGGCAUUUUGGCCGACGUGGACAAUGGCAACACUGGGACUAAUGGUAACAUAGAAGAGGCAGGUUCUCUGCAAACAGCUGCCGUCCCUUCUACCCUUCCUCUUCCCCAACCUCCUCCACCACCACAACAACCACCAGAACCACAGAUCUCACCAGAUAACAAUGACAAUAAGGUUUGUUCACCCAUCACUGAGGAACUGAUAAGCAGUGAGCUUAUAAACCAGAUCUCGGACACAACAGAAGACAACAACAAUAAUCCAGCCAUUGUACCUUCUGUUGAGAAGACUCCUAGCCCUGUACUUGAAGCAGCAUCUCCGGUGAAAGAGGAGGUACCUUUACCAGCCAGGGCUCCAUCACAGACUGUUUCUGUGAAACGCACAAAUCUGAAGAAACCAAACUCUGAGAGGACAGGACAUGGACUCCGAGUGAAGUUCAAUCCUCUGGCUCUGCUUCUCGAUGCGUCUCUAGAAGGAGAGUUUGACCUUGUUCAGAGGAUUAUAUAUGAGGUGGAGGAUCCCAGCAAACCCAAUGAUGAAGGAAUCACGCCUCUACAUAAUGCUGUGUGCGCCGGGCACCACCACAUCGUGAAGUUCUUGUUGGACUUUGGAGUUAAUGUGAAUGCGGCUGACAGUGAUGGCUGGACUCCUCUACACUGUGCAGCCUCGUGUAACAGCGUCCACCUCUGCAAGAUGCUGGUGGAGUGUGGGGCGGCCAUCUUUGCUACCACAAUCAGUGACAUUGAGACCGCUGCAGACAAAUGUGAAGAGAUGGAAGAGGGAUAUAUUCAAUGUUCUCAGUUUCUUUAUGGUGUUCAGGAGAAGCUAGGCGUCAUGAACAAAGGCCUGGUGUACGGCCUGUGGGACUACGAAGCACAGAACGCUGACGAACUGUCAUUCCGAGAAGGCGAUGCCAUUACAAUCCUAAGGCGCAAAGAUGAUGCCGAGACAGACUGGUGGUGGGCACGUCUGAACGAUAAGGAAGGAUAUGUGCCUAAGAACCUGCUGGGGCUCUACCCCCGUAUAAAGCCCAGGCAGAGAACCCUAGCGUGAGUUGUAUAGAGCCCAUCAUCCCAUGUUCACACUGGAAACCGCAGAUCACGUGCUGGAAACAUUUCAUCAGGACACUGUUAUAUUCCUGAGGACGACAUUUCACAUUCAGUACAUCUCGCUUUAAAUUAUGGAAAGAGGUAAAAGUAACUUGUCCCAAGCUGUAUUAUAAACCUUCACCCCCGUGGUCAUAGUACGAGCCAAGUGUGACACCAUAGGACGUCUGCAGGAACAGUGUCACCGCGCUCUAGUGCAGACUUGCUGUUCUACGGUACCACAGAAAUGUCUCCGGUGUAAAAAUAAAAAGUUGAAUUUCACGCUUCUCGCCCACAUUUUAGUGCCUGUACAUACAGUAUUGUGCGGACCCCUUGCAUCUCAGCACGUGAUGGGCUACUACACCGGAUUUUCUCACCUUUUUUGAUAAUUUCCAGUUGGGGUCCUUUUAUUUGCCAAUUGAGAGUGCCCAAAACUUUUUUCUUUUCACUUUUGAACACUGACAAGGAUGUUGAGAAAGAGGACGAUGUAUGUAGAUGAAUGACUGCGGCAGCGUGGAGAGAGGGGACGAGAGCGCGAGGUACAAGUUGGGUUAUAAAAAAAAGACGUAAAGGAAGUGUAUGGUAAGGAGGGGAUUGGACCGCCAUGUUUUCUGUGUUUGUGAUGGUAAUUGUAAGUCGGGGAGGGGUUGAACACUAUUUGCACUUUGAUCCAUUUUGGCAUCCACCACUAGUCAUACACACGGUAGUACGUCGAUUGCCAGUCUGUAUAGGCACUAGUUGGCAGGUGACACAGCUCCCCUCCGUCUAACCUUCUGUGGUACCUGUAAGGGCAGACCCCAGGUUUCUAUACGCAGAGUGUUAUUGUUUAGUGCCCUAAUCGCCAGACUACUCCGUGCUCUGGGUAAAGGUUCACUUUCCUAUUCAACCAGUAGGGUACAGGGGGACCCCCCUUAGACGCUUGACUGAAUUGGGAGAACUCACUGUUACACUGUUGUAUUUUAUAUUUUGUACAAGUUAUGUUUGAUGCAAGAUUUGGACUCUGAAGGUGGAUUUCUAAAAAAAAAAGGGUUCGUAUAAGAUCAGAAAAACCAUGGCUGCUUUCUUCUAUUGUCAGCUGAUCUGUAGUACCAAAUGCAACCCAUUGGCAGCGCUGUUUCUAAAAGGAAGCCGCCAUGUAUUUUUUUUUUCUAAUCUCAUACAAAUCCUUUAAAAUGAGUUGUGCAUUUGUGGGUGUGGCUGCUAUAUGUGUAACUACAAGUCCCAGCAUAGAUGGGAUCUUUAGGAUAACAGCUGGAGAGCCAAAGAAUAGAACCGAGGGCAAUGUCCACUCGAUUGCAUUGCCUUUAAAAGGCGUCUGUCAGCAGUUUUGGUCCUGGAAAAGUGCUGACCGCUCUAGGUAAGAGCCAUGAAAAGCUGCUCUUACAACCACCCUCAAUAUGUGAACGGCUCUUUAGGGCUCCUACCGUCCAUUUAAAGGCAGUCCAAUGACUGUUGGUUUGUUGGCACCUUCUUGUGCCCAUCAAUGAAGCUUUAAUGGGUGGAUACACAGGAUAAAGGCAUGGCCCUUGAACUAGAUGUCUCCAACCGACAGUUUCAUGCUGAGAGUUGUACUUUUUCAAGAGCUUGAGUGAGACCUUCUUAAGAAGCACCUGUAAACUUUCCUGCCAUGUCUGUUUUAGUAACUACUUGCACUUCCCAUAUAAUAAUUCUGGAGCAUCUAUUAUGCAAUGAAGGUCCAGAUGGGGGGGGUGUCCCUGCCAGUGUCAGACUGUGCAGAGACCCCUUCCCCUAACUUGUAACACCCAUCUGGACCUUCAUUGCAAACUGUUAACGAUUGAAUAACUUCUUACAGGAAUAGUAAAGGAACAGCACAUGACGGUCAUAACACUAGAUGCUCCAGAACUGCUAUUAAACGGGGAAUACAAGUAGUUACUAGAACAGCUAUGUCAGAAGAGGCGACAGCUCCUUAUUGGUUUAGGAGAUUGAAGUGUGUGACAUGUAAGAGUGUUGGAUUUUGGGAAGGUAUGCAAUAAGCUAUACACUGUAUUGUGAAGUAUAUAUAAAUCUCACUGGAAUUCACUGUACAUGCUUUACUACCAGAAGUAUUUUAGGCAGUGUUUAGGCUCUUCUUGAGAUACAAGACACAGCCCGACCACAGACACGUGUCAUUUCUCUCAUGUCUUCACAUAAUGCUGUGCUGAAUAUGCUCUUAAAGAUGUUUGCAUUCAGUGUAUAUAUUGUGGUGAUGGUGGAAAAAAGUACAAGGUUAUUUGUUUAAGUUUAUUUGCUACUGAAGUUUCUGAAAAGAUCUAGAGGAUAGAUUUCAGACAGAAAACCCAUUGUAAAUUAUCAAUAAAAAUGCUAAAGCAUGUUCGAGUA